This is a messenger RNA of Mesorhabditis belari, 3438 nucleotides long. NCBI's taxonomy places the organism in Eukaryota, Metazoa, Nematoda, Chromadorea, Rhabditida, Rhabditidae. The record is from the annotation of a GenBank genome assembly.
AUGAUCGAAGAAGCGGACACUGCUGAUAUUUUUGAUGCAAUCUUGAACAGGGCACCGGGCACAGGCGAUCUUUUCCCUAAAUCUUCGCCCGUUACUGUGAAAGCGUGGACGAUUUAUUCGCUGGCUGGGAAAAGCCAGGAUCCUUUUGAUUUUCUCACAUCCACCACGGAAAGUGUUCAAUCGAGAUGGAUCGAUGGCACUGUGAAUUUGCCGUUUAAACGACCUUUGGUUGGUCCACCGACAAAUGUCCGAGUGCAAGCCACGUCGAACAGCUCGGCGGUGAUCGAGUGGGAUUUCGAUGGGGAACAGGUCGACGGCUUCGUAGUGAAGUACAUUCAUGAGCCUCGUGGCACAAAAGACACCGAGAGAUGGACAGCCCGUACAGUGAUGUCACCAUCAGCUAGACACCUCGAAAUCGGCCAGUUGACCGCUCAUAAACCGUACGCUUUCUGUGUGCUUGCGAUUCGGCAAAAUCGACAAGGUUCCUGCUCUGACCCGCCAUCUACAAUCUCUCAACUCACUCCACUCUACAUGGUCCGAAAUUUGCAUGUGAAGUGGAAAACGAGUAACUCAGUGAUGCUAGCUUGGGAAUACGAUUCACCUGGCCGAAUCACCGGUUUCUAUUUAAAUCACACUGGGAAGAAAGAGUACAUGGAUCAACAACUAGCUGUGAAGACAAUGUUCACGCCUGGCUUUAAAAAGGACGCCGACUCGGGCACCAGGGAGUACUUGUGGAUCAACCUUCGUCCAUUCAUGCGCUACACAUUCACCGUUGGAGUCCUCGGGGAACAGAAUAAGCAAUUUUGGCCGAAAGAAGUCAUCGUUUUAACCGAUCCAACUGGGCCACCACUUGUCAAUGCACCGAGAAUCGACAAUCCGCCCGAAUGGGUCAAACCGGGACAGCUCUCAAUCACUCCGACCCCAGCCAGCGAGGAGUACGGCCCGAUCUCUCAUUACUGGAUUGUCGUAAUCCCGGGCAAUGUAUCAUAUGAACACGUCGUGAACAUGGAACCCAGAGACAUGGAGUUGGCCACCACCGAAAAACGUGCUCAAUUGGCACGAAUGAUCAGCGCGCAGCCGACGAAAAAGGUGAAAAAGUCGGUUCGUUUCUCCGAUGACGUACUCACUCAUGAAUAUCCCUCGUAUCCACGAAAGCAAAGAGCUCUUUCAUCGCACACUGAUGGCGUUUAUGUCACAGCGAAAAUCGGAGCCGAAGCGAUGCGAUCACUUCAUUCAGCUGGAGGGAAAUUCAUCAUCGGAGACGAGAGGGUCUACGACGGUUUCACGAACUAUCCGAUGGAGCCAGGACAAAAAUAUCGACUGAUGACCCGUGCAUUCGCUGCCGAACAGAAAACGAACAAGUGGGAACACCGACCGCCGAUGUCCGAGAAAACGUUGAAGCUGUACACCGAUUCGUCGCCAACUGAAAUGUUCAUGUCAUCGUCGGCGUUGACAAAGAACAAAGCCGCCACAGGGAUGUGGUUUAUCGGGCCGGCGGUGGCGCUUUUCGUCAUCGCGAUCAUCGUUUUCAUGUUGGUUUGCUGGUGGUUGAGAUGCAGUCGAAAGCGAUUACCCCAUACACAUCGACACGGAUCAAUCACAAAGGUAGCCCUAGGCGGUCCAAUCAACGGACUUCCAUCGGAAACGAGUAAACUUUUGCCGAAUGAGAGCUACAGCCAAUCGCAGAGGAUCAUGAAUCCAUAUGAUCAACUGAACGGCCAGAUGGAGUCAGCAAUGGACGAUUAUGGGAUGACAAUGCAAAGUCAUACAAAUGGAACGAUACGGAAAGGCGAGCACGCAUACGCACCGUUGCCCAUUCAUACGUCACUUUUGCCGAAUUUGGUUGCGAACACGAUCUCCCAUCCACCGAUUCCGAUUAGUCAACUCGCUCAGCACAUCGAGCGACUACGCGGCAAUAACAAUCUCGGCUUUCAGCAGGAAUUCGAAUCAAUCGAAACGGGCCAACACUUCACGUGGGAGCACUCAAACAGCGAGUACAAUAAGCACAAAAAUCGAUACGCCAACGUCUGGGAGGAGGGCACGGCGAUGAUCGUGAUGCUGACGAAUCUCGAGGAGCGAUCCCGAGUGAAAUGCGAUCAAUAUUGGCCCUCGAGGGGUACGGUCACAUAUGGGGAUAUCCAGGUGACUUUACUCGAAACGACGAUUUUCGCUCACUACACCUCGAGAACAUUCCGGAUACAGGCGCUCGGAGAGCCAUUGAUGCGUGAAGUGAGACAACUACAGUACACGGCUUGGCCCGAUCACGGGGUUCCCGAUCAUCCGACACCGUUUCUCGUUUUCUUGAAACGUGUGCGCACGUUGAACCCGGCCGAUGCCGGGCCGAUCCUUUCGCAUUGCAGCGCUGGAAUCGGUCGGACGGGAGCUUUCAUCGUGAUCGAUAUCAUGUUGGAAAGGCUGAGAUACGAGAAUACUGUCGAUAUCUAUGGAUGUGUGACGAAUUUGCGAGCACAACGAAGCUACAUGGUGCAGACCGAAGAUCAGUACAUUUUUAUUCAUGACGCUGUGCUGGAUGCGGUGAACAGCGGAUCGACCGAGGUGCCCGCGAAUCGUUUAUAUCAACAUGUACAAGCGCUCUCACAUACGCAAAAUCUCGAAGUUGGCUCGGGAAUUGAUAUUGAAUUUCGGCACCUCUCGACGAUGAAGACGACGACCGCCAGAUGUAGUGUGGCAAGUCUUGGCUGUAAUCGGCAUAAGAAUCGUCAACUCGCACCCGUUCCAUUCGACAACAAUCGAAUGAUUCUACAAAUGUUCCCGGGUGUCGAGGGAAGUGAUUACAUCAAUGCGAGCUGGAUUGACGGAUAUCGAGAACGCAAUGCUUACAUCGGCACACAAGGGCCAAUCCAGGCGACAGUCGAGGAUUUCUGGCGGAUGAUUUGGGAGAGUGAAGCGGCGAUCAUUGUCAUGUUGUGCAAGACUAUUGAGUGCAAUCGAGAAUGGUCUUUCGAGUACUGGCCCCAGGAUCAAGGAGUCCAAAUCGGCGGAGUGAUCGUCGAGCCAGUAGCCGAGUACAACAUGCCACAGUACAUCUUGCGCGAGUUCCGCAUCUCGGAUCCACAGUCAACGGUUUCCCGGACGGUUCGCCACUUCCAGUACAUGGAAUGGCCUGAACAAGGAGUGCCGAGGACUGCCGACACUUUUUUGGAUUUCAUUCAACAGGUUCACCGAACGAAAGCGCAAUUCGGUGUGGUGGGUCCAGUUGUUGUUCACUGUGGUGGAGGGGCAAUUCGGUCGGGAGUUUUCAUCUCUCUCGCUUUGUUGAUCGAUCGAAUUCACGAAGAGCAUGUCGUUGAUGUUUUCACUACGGUGAAACUUUUGAGAACCGAACGCUCGAAUAUGGUUGGCGACAAGGAGCACUAUCAUUUCUUGUAUCAGGCUGUCGUCGAGUACCUUUCCAGCUACGAUCAAUCAGCUUUUUCU